CUUUCUCUUCUCUCAUCAUCCUUUAUUCUCUCACACUUUCACUCACACCUCCAUCAAAUCAUCACCAUGUCUGACUCUGCUCCUUCCCCUAACCCCGCUGGCGCCUCUCCUCGCGCCGCCGCUUUGAGGAAACGUACUACAAGUUCUAAGGCUCAGACUUCUCGCGCACCAGGACCCAGCACCUCGGGAAUGAUGCGUAUCUACACUGAUGACUCGCCUGGUCUUCGUGUUGACCCCGUUGUGGUCUUGGUCUUGUCAUUGGCUUUUAUUGCCUCUGUCUUUGCUCUUCACAUCUAUGGAAAGUUGACUCGCGCCUAAGAAUGUUGAUGCCUUAACCUAGUUUGCCCUCUUCCCAUUCCUCUUUCCUCGUGUCUGAUCCUUUUCACUUUUUUUUCUUUAUUUUUUUAUUUUUUUAUUUUUUUUUUAUUGUAUCAUAUUACGCUCAUGAAUAAAGAUUUGCUAUCAAACACGA
Messenger RNA from Lobosporangium transversale, 472 nucleotides. Its product is annotated as Sec61beta family-domain-containing protein. Bases 67 to 318 code for a protein of 83 amino acids. Gene Ontology annotation, cellular component: Sec61 translocon complex. Gene Ontology annotation, biological process: intracellular protein transport. Lineage: Eukaryota; Fungi; Mortierellomycota; Mortierellomycetes; Mortierellales; Mortierellaceae. The record is from RefSeq and is a predicted model, not a curated record. The transcript has 4 exons.